AUGGAUUGGAUUGAGUUGGGGUUGUGUUCAAGAUCAGGUGUUGUUGUUGCAGACGAAUCCUUAAAAGCCUUCAAUGAAUUGAAGUUGGGUAAAAAAUACAAAUUCAUUUUAUUUGAAUUAAACCCAUCAAAGACUGAAAUUGUUGUUAAAGAAACUUCAACUUCAACAGAUUAUGAUGAAUUUUUAUCAAAAUUACCAGAAAAUGAUAGUUUAUAUGCUGUUUACGAUUUUGAAUAUGAAAUAAGCGGUGAAGGUAAAAGAUCAAAGAUCAUUUUCUUUGCUUGGUCUCCAGAUACCGCACCAAUUAGAUCUAAAAUGGUUUACGCUUCAUCAAAAGAUGCUUUAAGAAAAGCUUUAAACGGUGUUGCUAGUGAUAUCCAAGGUACUGAUUACACUGGUGCUUUUGCAAGUGUCACUGGUGAAGGUGCUGCCACCAGUUCAAGUGCUCCAGAAACUUCAAGUGCUGCUGCUUCUUCCUCUGCUGCUGCUACAACAACUUCAAGUAAAGCUGCUGAAUCUUCAUCUGCUGCUCCAGUCACCUCUGAAGCAAAAUCAACAACUGCUGCUGCUCAAUCUUCAAGUAAACCAGCUUCAAGUGAAGUAGCUGUUAGUACUUAUGAAGGUGCUGCUGCUAACAAUGGUCAAUCUUUAAUUGCAUUGAUUGUUCCAUUUGUCUUGGCUGCUCCAGCUUUACUUUAG
Molecule: messenger RNA, 699 nt
Organism: Hansenula anomala
Lineage: Eukaryota; Fungi; Ascomycota; Saccharomycetes; Phaffomycetales; Wickerhamomycetaceae
Product: actin-binding ADF family protein
Exons: 4
Coding region: 1-699 (232 amino acids)
Biological process (GO): actin filament depolymerization; cell motility; actin filament severing
Cellular component (GO): actin cytoskeleton; actin cortical patch; cytoplasm
Molecular function (GO): actin filament binding
Source: RefSeq, a predicted model, not a curated record